UGGAACUAAACAAGGCCAGGCAUCCAGCCAAUAAAACCGACGGAAAGUCAAAUCAAGUUCACACGUACACGGUGCACCCCAAAAGGUCCGAGAAAGAGAAAUUUAAUUUCAACUCCAAGCUCAAACAAGUCAAAUGGCCCCUGUUCUUGUCCAAAGUAUACAGACACCUUCUUCCUCGCCAUUGCCAGACACCACCAACCAUCAUUGCCAGAUGAUCGCCGCCAUGGCCGUGCAUGCCCGGCCACUGCUCCUCUCCACCCUAACAUUCCUAGCAGUCCACGCGGCGACAGCAGCAGCAGCUGCUGCUGCCGCGACAAGCUGCGCGCCGAGGACAUGCGGCAACCUGACCAUCGCCUACCCGUUCUGGCUUCCGCCGGACCAGCAGCCUUCCUCCUCCUCCUCCUCCUCCUCCUCCUCGGCGCCGCCGUGCGGGCCGAGCGCCUUCCAGGUGGACUGCCGCGACGGCCGCGCGUCGCUGGCGCGCUCGUUCCGCGGCGCCUACAAGCUCCUCCGCGUGUCCUACGCCGACCGCACCGUCGUGGUGGCCAACGACAACGUCCAGACCGACGCCACCGGCUGCCCCGUGCCGCGCAUCGACGUCUCCGCCAGCCUCAGCUUCGCGCCCUUCACGGCCAGCAGCGCCAACGCGCAGCUCGUCUUCCUCUUCAACUGCACCGGCGGCGGCGGCAAGCCGCCGACGCCGGCCGGGUUCGUCAACGUGACGUGCCCGGGGGCGCAGGCCGUGGUGCGGCUCGACGCGAGGUACAACACCACCGACGCGAGGGCGGUGGCCGGGGGCUGCGACUACUCGGUCGUGCCGGUGAUGGUGGGGUCCAGCUCCGGCGGCGGUGCGAGCGCCGGGGACUAUCCGCGGCUGCUGAGGGACGGGUACCUGCUGGAAUGGCGGGCGUCGCCUGGGGACUGCACGGCGUGCAAUGCCAGCGGCGGCCAGUGCGGGUACGACUCCGGCGCGGAUGCGUUCGCCUGCAUUUGCGACGACGGGGCCUCGCGUCCGGCAAGAUGCGAUGCAAAGAAGUCCAACAGGAAGGUGAUUCUGAUAGUGUCUCUGACGAUCACAUUCGGCCUGUUGUUGGCACUCCUCGUCAUAAUCCUCAAGUUCCAUCGACAAAUACGCAGUUUCAGCUUAUUCAGCUUCAUGGACAGCAGCAGCAGCAGCAGCAAAGACACUGCAAACGUGGAAAAACUGCUGCAAAAGUACGGAUCACUCGCUCCCAAGCGAUACCGGUACUCCGAGCUGAAGAGAAUAACCAAAUCUUUCCAGCACAAGCUCGGGGAAGGCGGCUAUGGCGCUGUGUUCAGUGGCGUCCUGACCGCCGGCGGCAACCGCGCGCGCGAGGUCGCCGUCAAGAUCCUGCACCACUCGAGACCCAACGGCGAGGAGUUCCUGAACGAGGUGAUCAGCAUCGGCCGGACGUCCCACGUGAACAUCGUCACCCUCCUCGGGUUCUGCCUCGAGGGCUCCAGGCGCGCGCUGGUGUACGAGUACAUGCCCAACGGCUCGCUGGACAGGUACAUCUACUCCGUGCAGGACCCGGCGGCCGGCACGGCGCCGCCGUCGCUGGGGUGGGAGGCGCUGCAGGAGAUCGCCGCCGGCAUCGCGCGGGGGCUGGAGUACCUGCACGAGGGGUGCAGCACGCGGAUCAUCCACUUCGACAUCAAGCCCCAGAACGUGCUCCUGGACGCCGACCUCCGCCCCAAGAUCGCCGACUUCGGGAUGGCCAAGCUGUGCAACCCCAAGGAGAGCAUCCUGUCGAUGGCGGACGCGCGGGGCACCGUCGGGUUCAUCGCGCCCGAGGUCUUCUCCCGCGGGUUCGGUGUCGUCUCGACCAAGUCCGACGUGUACAGCUACGGGAUGCUGCUGCUCGAGAUGGUCGCCGGGAGGAGCAACGCCGCCAAGGCCUACGGCGCCGAGAACAAUAAGUCCAGCGGCGACCUCUUCUUCCCGCUCUGGGUGUACGACCACCUGCUCGAGGACGGCGGCGUGCUGCAGGGCGGUGACCAUGGCGCGGGAGCCGGCGCCGGAGCAGCAGGCGAGGAGAUCGCGAGGAAGAUGGCGCUGAUCGGGCUCUGGUGCAUCCAGACCGUGCCCGCGAGCAGGCCGUCCAUGAGCAGGGUGCUGGAGAUGCUGGAGAGGAGCAUCGACGAGCUCGCCAUGCCGCCCCGGCCGUACCACGCUUCUCCGUCCAACUCCCCGUCGCCGUCGCACCCGUCCAGCUAUCCGUCUUCCACCUCGGAUUUCACCCAACGCAGCUCUAGAUUGCGUACACCGGAGAGCACAGCCACAGCGUAACAUAAGCAUAACAAAAAGGAUUGAAGAAGAAAAGAAGAAUAACAGAUUGGCAACACGUACGUUGGUUUGUGCAGUUUGGGUAGAGGAGCAAAUACGGAGCAUGAACAUGAUGUAGUACAAAUGUAAUGUGUGCAGGUUAACGAUCUACGUAGUACAUAGGUUAGAUUAGAUGAUAGAGUAUAUAUAGAAUCAAAAAUAGGUUUGGUUAAUGCAAGCAACACGAAAGUUAAGAUGGCCGGUACAGGCAGGGAUUAUGUGUACGUAGUGCAAGGGAAGGGCCUGCCUGGGAGAGCCCCGUCAGCUCCAGAUUUAACUAAAAGAGAUUCAGAUCCAAAUUUU
Sorghum bicolor (sorghum) is the source of this 2650-nucleotide messenger RNA. Its product is annotated as LEAF RUST 10 DISEASE-RESISTANCE LOCUS RECEPTOR-LIKE PROTEIN KINASE-like 2.4. Bases 134 to 2311 code for a protein of 725 amino acids. The transcript has 4 exons. Gene Ontology annotation, molecular function: protein kinase activity; polysaccharide binding; ATP binding. Gene Ontology annotation, biological process: protein phosphorylation. NCBI's taxonomy places the organism in Eukaryota, Viridiplantae, Streptophyta, Magnoliopsida, Poales, Poaceae. The record is from RefSeq and is a predicted model, not a curated record.